Molecule: messenger RNA, 2012 nt
Organism: Microplitis demolitor
Lineage: Eukaryota; Metazoa; Arthropoda; Insecta; Hymenoptera; Braconidae
Product: neurotrimin
Exons: 9
Coding region: 264-1673 (469 amino acids)
Biological process (GO): synapse organization; homophilic cell-cell adhesion
Cellular component (GO): plasma membrane; neuronal cell body; axon
Molecular function (GO): axon guidance receptor activity; protein binding
Source: RefSeq, a predicted model, not a curated record
AGUAACAAGUCGACGAGCUGUCACAUCCGCAUCAGUUCAUCUUGAAAACGCGCACGCUUCGCGCACUCGACAAUUCGCCCUUGAACUUUUCACCCUCAACAUUGAACAUAAAAAAAAAAAAAUACACGUUUCUUUUAAAUUAAUUCAAGCUUUUAUUACAUUUUAAUUAAUUUCAUUUUUUAACUUUUAACAUUUUAAUUAUUACCGCUAAGGCCGAACGUAAAUAUUUUAUUUUUAAUGUAAUUAGUAAUCGUGUGCUCAAAAUGGUCCCACGCUGGUUUAUUUGUGUCACGGUUAUCGGUAUUUGGAUCUCUUCGUGCAAAAGCUUCAACAGUGCCCAGACGACAGUCAAGACAUUUCAAAAUAACACAGUGAUACUACCCUGCCACGUAGACAGUCUCGGUAUUGCGACAAUCGUGCGGUGGUGGCGAGAAGAUACUCUGCUAGCAGACAGCAGUGAUCCAAAUUUAAUACAUCUGCCGCGCAUAAAAAUGUGGGACAAUAUGAGCUUGGAGGUGUCACAAGUGCAGCCAGAAGAUUCCGGAAAAUAUGUUUGUCAAGCUUCAAGGCCGGCCCCUUGGGGCCACGUUACACAAGUCCAAGCUAUCGAAGUUUUGUAUCCACCGAGUGUUCAUUCAGUACCUGAAGCAGGAGAACUCGAGGUAAACUUUGGUGAUGAAGUAGAAAUGGCUUGUAUCGCUAAAGGAGUGCCCUAUCCAAGCAUAUCAUGGAAAAUGAAGGAUGAAGAGAUGAAAUUGCUGGAUGAGAGAUCAAAGCUCAGAUUCCGUGCUGACAAUCGCAGUCUCUCUGGUCGAUACACCUGCGUCGCUGAUAAUGGAAUUGGCGAGCCAGCGACCGCUUCCAUAGACCUGCGGAUACGAUAUAAACCAGAGAUCGAGGCCAAGAAGAGUUGGACCCACGCGUCCCCUGGAAUAAGGGCGCAGCUAGACUGCAAAGUAACCGCUUACCCUGACGCGAAAGUCGACUGGUUUAUAGAAAAUGACAAGGUGGUGUACUCAUCAAGAAUUGUCAAGUACAUCAGCGGGCAGAUCCACAGCCUGGUGAUAAGAAACGUCAGGCCGAGUGACUACGGUUACUACAUCUGUCGAGCCGCUAAUGAUUUAGGAAUCAGUGAAACAAGUAUUGAGUUGUCCGGAAUAGCCAACGCGGCUAUUUUUAAAGAAUCCAAUGUUAUUGGUACGAAUGCUUAUAAUUUCAUAUGGGAAGUUGACAGCUACAUACCGAUUAUCGAGUACCAAUUCUGGUUUCGCAAGUACUCGCCAGCAGAUCGUGGUCGUGACUGGCACAAGCUAUUCAUCCCCAGUGGAAGUGAUGCGAUUGGUCCUCUUCAUGCCAAGUCCUUUAAUCUAACAGGACUAGCGCCUGAAACUCACUACGAGGCACUUGUAUUGUCUAGAAAUCGAUAUGGGUGGAGCAAGCCGUCCAAGAUCCUACGGUUUGCCACUGAAGGAGUCGCUCGUAAAGAUCAUUACAAAGUUGAGCCAGCUUAUGAUGGAUCACCAUUAGUUGUAAUGAGUGAUUCACCAACACCACGGUCUGAAACCCUCAACAGUGCCGCCGUUGUUACGACGAGAAAUUCAACUCUAAGUAUAGUCCUCGUGUUAUUUUUAUUAUCAAUAUCUUUGGAACAGUUGUCAAAUAUUAUCAGUUAGAGAUUAAGGUUUAUUUUUUAUUACGAAUUAAUGUUAAUGUUAGAUAUGUUAAGGCUAAAAUUAUUGUAUUGUGCGUCAAUGUUGAUGAUGAUUGUGAUGGUGAUGAUGAUGAGCGUCUUUCAAUUAGUUAAAAACAGUCUGUCAUUGUUAUUUAUUCGAGCACGAUUGUACAGUAGACGAUAAGUCGAGAGAAGUGGUGACUCAUCACUGACAAUUGUAUGUUUUGUAUGAGUACAGCGGUGAUAAUUAGAUAGAUUUAAUAUGAUAUAUAUAUAUUUAUAAAUGUAAGUUGUAUGAAUGUGACGUCUCAAAGCGUGAUGCACUGUUUUUUAUUUUUUU